AUGAAAGCAACAUAUCAACUCAAUCAAGAAAAACUGGAAUAUAAUUUCCAAGUUUUGAAAAAACGAGAUGAAGAAAAUACCAUCACGAAAUCGCAGCAGAAAAGAAAAAUUACCAGGUACGACAAUAAUGUGGGGUCAUGUGUGGGCAGGUACGACAAUAAUGUGGGGUCAUGUGUAGGCAGGUACGACAAUAAUGUGGGGCCAUGUGUGGGCAGGUACGACAAUAAUGUGGGUCAUGUGUGGGCAGGUACGACAAUAAUGUGGGUCAUGUGUGGGCAGGUACGACAAUAAUGUGGGGCCAUGUGUGGGCAGGUACGACAAUAAUGUGGGUCAUGUGUGGGCAGGUACGACAAUAAUGUGGAUCAUGUGUGGGCAGGUACGACAAUAAUGUGGGGUCAUGUGUGGGCAGGUACGACAAUAAUGUGGGUCAUGUGUAGGCAGGUACGACAAUAAUGUGGGGUCAUGUGUGGGCAGGUACGACAAUAAUGUGGGGUCAUGUGUGGGCAGGUACGACAAGUAGAUAAGACACUGCAUGUGAUUUGUCUUCGCAUUUGAAUGCGGAGAUGUUAUAUAUAUAGUUUCAUGAUAGGUGACUUGCAGUCGCGCCGUGGCCAGGGGGCAUGCCCCGCCCCCCCUAUUGUUGUCGGAAUCUUCGUGCUGAAGCAUCGAAACAAUUGCUAGAAAAAUAGGAAAAGUGCUACGAAAGCACUUGUAAUGUUAUUGUCCGGAAAAAUUUCUUUACGAAAAAAGUUGUCGACGGGGGGGAGGGGGAGAGAGAAGUUUUAAAAUCGGUUGUCGUCCGGAAAAAUUUUUCGGUUUGUCGGAAAAGUACUGCCCUUGCCCCCCCCCCCUAAAAAAAAAAAACAUGGGACCCACGGCGCCUGCCACUGGUGACUUGCAAUGUUUUGUUCCAUUUAGGUUGCAAGAUUCUUUGAAUAAUUUAAAGUCAAAACUGGCAAAACAAGAAAAGACAUACAGGUGAGUCUCUCUUUUUUUUCUUUGUUUCUCCUCCUUCAUCGCUUCUAAAUGUUCAGCCUCCUUCGUUGCCAUAAUCGUCUUAAUCACUUCAUCUUACUCUUGUUACUCUUCGUUUUUCACGCACUCUUUUUCAUCAUUAAUUCCUUGAUUAUGUCAGUUAAGGAGCUUCACUGGCACAAUCCUUAGAGCAAGCUCCUCUUUGAUCGUGGGUUCGAUUCUCCACCAAAAGUCGUGGAUUGUCUCCGGGAAAUCCGGUUUCCCUCUAUAGGGGAUGUUGAUAGGAUGGGUUCGAAAAAACCCCUGACUUUCACUGUAGCUGUGCUUCGUGAUCCGACAUGAAUCAUACGGUGACUGCCAGGGGCACCCCUGGAAUUAGCACACCCCUACUUACUUAAUACUUAUUCCACCUCUUUCCUUCUUGUAUACACGUGUCAAACGAAUGGCUCGUCUUGGUCGACUAUCCGUCAACAUUCGCAGUGUUUACUAUAGAUCUCAUGCUUGUCGAACUAAUAUUAAACAGUUCACCAUUUUAUACUCAGGACCGAAUAUUUGGAAUUCUUUACCUACAAAUAUAACUGUUAUAAACACAAUCUCUUCUUUCAAGACGCAGCUUCGUAA
Paramuricea clavata is the source of this 1596-nucleotide messenger RNA. The record is from the annotation of a GenBank genome assembly. Lineage: Eukaryota; Metazoa; Cnidaria; Anthozoa; Malacalcyonacea; Plexauridae.